Vigna umbellata (rice bean) is the source of this 1102-nucleotide messenger RNA. RefSeq names its product rho GDP-dissociation inhibitor 1-like. Gene Ontology annotation, molecular function: protein binding; Rho GDP-dissociation inhibitor activity. Gene Ontology annotation, cellular component: cytoplasm; membrane; cytosol. Gene Ontology annotation, biological process: Rho protein signal transduction. The record is from RefSeq and is a predicted model, not a curated record. NCBI's taxonomy places the organism in Eukaryota, Viridiplantae, Streptophyta, Magnoliopsida, Fabales, Fabaceae.
AACUUUAUUCCAACCGUUUUUCGUUACCUUCUUGUAUUUCAGGCCCACAUUCACCGUGUCACACUGUUUCCUUAUCUCAAAUUCAACAGCUAGUAAUUUCUUACACAUAACAAACCUCUGAAUUGAAGCCUGUCAGACAGAAUUAUCGCAAAGCAUAGCCAAGAGAGCUCUAAAUUUGUCACAACUUGGAAGUGUGUCAAUCAAAUUUGAGACACCACUGUGUUUGUGAUUUGGAGGUUGAUAAUGUCUGCUGCUGUUUCCGCAACCAAGGAUGUUCCCUUCAAUUCUCAGUUGGAGGAAGACCUUAAAAACAAAGGAACCAAUAACAAGGUUGUUGGGGAAGCAGACCGUGUUCCUUACACUGAGGAUGCGGAAGGAACUGAGUCAGAGGCAGAGGAUGACCCCAAGUUGAAAUUGGAUCUUGGCCCUCAGUUUUCCCUCAAAGAACAGAUUGAGAAAGACAAAGAUGAUGAAAGUUUAAGAAAAUGGAAAGAACAGCUUCUGGGAAGUAUUGAUGUGUCUGCUGUUGGAGAGAACAAAGAGCCAGAAGUGAAGAUAGUGAGCCUCACCAUAAUAUGCCCAGGGAGGCCUGAGCUGAUUUUACCAAUUCCAUUUACUUCUGAUGCGAAGAAGAGUAUCUUCAUUCUCAAGGAAGGAAGUCAAUACCGCUUGAAAUUCUCCUUCACUGUCUCCAACAACAUUGUUUCCGGCCUCAAAUACACCAAUGUUGUUUGGAAAACUGGGGUUAGAGUGGACAACACCAAAAAAAUGUUGGGAACUUACAGCCCAAGGCAGGAACCAUAUACGUAUGAAUUGGAAGAAGAAACUACCCCUUCAGGGUUAUUCGCUAGGGGAACCUAUUCAGCAAGAACCAAGUUUGUAGAUGAUGAUCGCAAAAGCUACUUGGACACAAAUUACUACUUUGAAAUUCAGAAGAGUUGGCCUACACCCAUUUAAGAUCGAAGGGUAAUUUAUUGGUGGAUUUUCUUUCCUUUGUCAUGUUGUAUCUUUCUGGCAUAUUGAAUCCUGCUUUUGUUUACUAAUCCAGAGAGUGUAGUUGUGCACAUGCAUGAUAAAUGAUGGUGCAAAUCCUAUCCUUCUA